GUUAAAUCAGUUAUAAUUCGCGUGCGAACGCGUAAGCAACGAUCGUGCUCGUGGUUAAUAUAGUGAUCGUGUGCUGAAUUAAGUGGAAGUGUGUCAAAACUAGAAAAAGGACAUACUCGAAGGACUCUACCAGUAAAUGAGUAAAAAAAAGUGUUUGUGUAGUGUUUUAUAACGGGAAUUAAGGAAACUUUUUAUGUACUUUUUCUAAUAAAAAAUAGUUGCAAUUUCAACUUUUGUAAGCCAUUCAGCAUGCUGCCUAAAAUGAAUGUGGACGAAGUGCGCGUUAGCCUGCAGCGCUUCGGCUGGCCCGAUUAUGUGGUGUUCGUUUUAAUGCUAACCAGCUGUGCAGUGAUCGGUAUUUAUUUUGCGCUGCAAAUGCGUCGUGAGGCGAAGGCGCGCAAAUCGGUGACGACAGAGGAUGCCGAGGAUGCUUACUUGGUGGGCGGCAGGAAUAUGAAGAUCUUUCCGAUCGCCAUGUCGCUGAUUGCGAGUUUCAUAUCUGGCAUUACACUAUUGGGCACACCCACAGAGGUCUAUCUCUUCGGCACACAGUAUCUCUAUAUCAUGGGCUCGUUGGUGAUCAUGGGUUUCGUGCUUUACUAUUUCUUCCUGCCAGUAUUCCACGAUCUCAAAUUAAUAUCCACAUAUCAGUAUUUGGAGUCGCGUUACGAUCGGCGCAUGCGUCUCUUUGGUUCAGUGCUCUUCAUGUUCGGAUCGUUAUUAUGGCUGCCAAUUGUCAUUUAUGUACCCGCACUGGCCUUCAAUCAGGCUACGGGCGUUAAUAUACAUCUGGUAACGCCGAUGGUUUGUCUAGUGUGCAUUUUCUACACAUGUGUGGGUGGUCUAAAAGCUGUCGUUUGGACUGAUGUUGUGCAGACGAUCAUUAUGUUUGGCGCCAUGGUUUUGAUCAUUGUUAAGGGCACCCUAGAUGUGGGUGGAUUUGGUGAGGUUUAUCGUAAAGCGAAGGAGAGUGGACGCAUUGAAUCGCCAAACUUCACCUUUGAUCUCACCGAGCGUUACACCGUCUACUCGCUCUUUAUUGGCGGCGUUGCUCACUGGUUGAAAUCGAAUGCGAUCAGUCAGAACAUGAUCCAACGCUAUCUCUCGCUGCCGAAUAUGAAAUCAGCGCGCACCGCUCUAUGUCUCUUCAUAUGCGGCGUGCUGACUUUUAUAUGUAUUUGCGGCUACAGUGGGCUGCUAAUCUAUGCGACCUACCACGAUUGCGAUCCGCUGCAAACGAAGCUCGCCAAACGAAAUGAUCAACUACUGCCGUUACUUGUCAUGGAAAUAUUGGGCGACUAUCCCGGCUUACCAGGUCUCUUCGUUGCUGGCGUCUUCAGCGCUGCGCUCUCUUCACUCUCCACUGGCUUGAAUUCUAUGUCUGCUGUUAUGCUUGAGGAUUUCUUCAAGUCAUUUGCUAAAAAGCCACUCACCGAACGUCAGACCGCGCUUAUAAUGCGUUUCGUAGUCAUCAUCUUCGGUGCCAUAUGUGUGAGCCUGGUCUUUGUUGUGGAAAAACUUGGUACAGUGCUACAAUUGACUAUAACAUUAUCGUCCGUCGCAAACGGUCCGCUCUUGGGCAUCUUCACGGCGGGUGUGAUGGUGCCCUGGAUUGAGGGAAAGGGCGCUCUAGUCGGUGGGUUUAGCAGUCUCAUCUUUAUGGCCUGGAUGUGCAUACGCGCUCAGGCAGAUCUCGCAAGCGGCGCUGUAAGCUACCUACGCAAGCCACAUACCAUAACGGGUUGCAAUUACACCUUCAUUGAUUUUGCUUCGAUGAGCAUGAUAGCUGAGAACGUUACUGGGCAAACGACGGUACAUUCCGAAAACGACACUUUUCACAUCUACAACAUCUCUUAUCUCUUCUACACGAUGAUCGGCUCGCUAAUAACGAUCGUGAUUGGCCUGAUCACCAGCUUUCUCUUGGGCCCCAAUAAGCUGGAGAACAUGGACACAUUGCUGCUGUCACCCUGUGUGCGACGCUGGGUCGACCGCUACAAGGUGCGAAGAGCGCUAGAAAAUGGCACACAACAACAAAACAAAACACCGACAAAAGCGCUGGAAAUGGACAAAUUGAAGUUGACGAAACUGUCAGAGAAGCCCACGUAAAACUAAGCGAGUACGAGAAACGCCAGUGAAGGAUCAAAGCAGCUAAUAAUUUUAUUUAUAUUUAUUGAAGGCAUUAAGCGAGCUACCAAAGAAGAGAAGAAGCGAACAAAUUAAGUUUAAUAUUAAUUGAAAGUGUGUGAAAAGUGCGAAAAUAUAUUGAUGUAGCCUACAUUAAGGCGCUACUAUUUAUUUAAGUCAAUACUUGUAAAUACCAAGCAUUAGUAGAGAAGUCUUAGUGUGUAGUUUAGCACUGUAAAUAGCAAUAAGCAAAAACAAAAAAAAAACUAAAAUUAAAAUGUUCCUAUAAAUUAUUUUAAAUACAAACAAAAAGUAUG
This is a messenger RNA of Bactrocera latifrons, 2441 nucleotides long. RefSeq names its product sodium-coupled monocarboxylate transporter 1 (gene rumpel). Gene Ontology annotation, molecular function: symporter activity. NCBI's taxonomy places the organism in Eukaryota, Metazoa, Arthropoda, Insecta, Diptera, Tephritidae. Gene Ontology annotation, biological process: sodium ion transport; transmembrane transport. The coding region runs from base 250 to 2106 and encodes 618 amino acids. The transcript is spliced from 9 exons. Gene Ontology annotation, cellular component: membrane. The record is from RefSeq and is a predicted model, not a curated record.